GUACGUGUGUGUGUGCGUGUGUGCGUGCGCUGAAUGGGUGCGAGCGUGACAGCGCCAGUCCAAACGGCAUUAGCACGGGACGGCACGAGAGCACCAUUUGUAUUACACCUUCGUCUUCUCCCCAAAAAUAUGCUUCUGUUUUCCUUCGCUGGACGGGUCGGCUUUGGUUCAAAAUAGUGAAAAAUUGUACGCGCAUAGGCCUGCCGGAACGGUUUCGCAAUGUGUCCGGGCGUGAGGCGGGGACAAUAGUGCACCGUUUUCGAACAUUUGCGAACCCCGUUGGGCCCCCUUGUGUGUGCAAGUGCAAAACGCGAACACGUCCUGUGUGAAUGUCGCCGUCUGUGUGUUGGUCUGUUUCGGUGGUCGGCUGGCUGGUGUGAAGCGAACCGAUGAACGCUUGCCAUUUUUGAUGCUUAGACCGCGCGACACAAAGCGGGGUGUUUGCCGUGUUGUGACAAUCUGUACGGCCGACGGUGUGGAAAAGCUACGAAAAUAUCGCCCACCGUGUUGCGGCCAGCAAUUUAGCACCAUGCAUGUAACGCAGUAACGCAGCGCGACGGCAUCUUUGUCGGCGUGAAUCUUUCUUCUUGAAAGCUCACCCCCGCUGCGCUCCUCCCCCCUCCCCUCAGGCUCGUCGUCGCCUUAGACUCCCCCUACCAUCAAACCGUGUAGUACAGUCGCGGAGGAGAAUGCCAGUGCGGGAGAAGACAGUGCGCGGUGGUGUAUGCAGUUUGUAGAGCGAGAGAGAGAGAGAGAGUGAGGGGAAAAAAGAAAAGAAAACAAUAAUAACAUUUCAUCAAACAAAAAUGGCCGGAGCACAGAUCACCUGCGAGAAUGAUCCGAACUUCGGCAUCAUCCUAUCGUUUAUGGAGCAGUUCGGUGCGUACCUGGACGUUGGCGAGCUGAACAUUGCCCAGCUAAAGUCGAUGCUGGAACAGAACAGUGAAGCGGUCCCGCAAGCGUUGGUCGAUCUGCAUAUCAAGCUGAUGCGAAAGAUAAACAAAAAAGUUCCGGCCGCCCGGUGGGAGCUCGCACUGGCCAAGUUUGCCCACUCGUACUCACACCAGGACGCAUGGGAAAUCGAGCGCUUCGGGUACAAGACGGCCAAUCUUGGCGUGAAGUUACGGGUGCUGAAGGCAUUGCUGGAAGGACAGUUCGAUCUAAACACCAAGUUCAAAACGCAAAUCAACACAACCACGGCCGGCGAUUUGCGAUUGGAUCCGCUGGGGCGAGACCGGCAAGGGAACUGCUACUGGUACUUCAUGGACGACAGUGCCAAUCUGCAGAUCUAUCAAUCCGAUCCCGAGAUGGAAACCUGGACAUUGGUUGCAAGCAAUCGGGACCAGUUUGUCAAUAUGAUCGAAAUGUUAAAAGACAAUCGACCGAUAGAGCCGCUGGUGCCAGUAAAUGCGGGUGAAGAGGAGGAAGACAGUGGCGGCAGUAUGAGCGAAUCGGAGGCACUGAAGCUCGAUGGUUCCAUCCCGGCCCCGACGGACAUACCGCCGAGUUUGAUAAUAUCACGUCGGACGUAUAAAACGCCCGAUCAGCUUGACGCAACGGCCACUGUGGAACAGGAGGAUGAGAAGGAGCCGUUGAAAGAAGAGACAACUUCCACUGUCGCCGACGAAGCAUCAGUACCGAAAGUGGAAGAUAACAGCGCACCGAACAAGCAGGAAGCAAGCGAAGAUCGCAAAGAAGAUAACGUUCCUGAGCCCACCACGGCGUCGGAGUUGAAGACUGAAUCUGUCGAAGAGAAGAAGGAUGCGGUGGCAGAGGAUGUAGCCGAAUCGAAGGCAGACGAAGCCAUGGAAUGUGAACCAGAAUCAAAAGCCGUUGAAGAUGAAGCUAAGAUGGAAGUGGACGAAGUAGUUCCAGCAGUUGUUGAGCAAACAGUGGAGCAAACUGGCAAAGAAAAGGAUACUGGAACUGCCGCCCCGAAAGAGGAACAGCAAGAAUCUGAAAAGGAACAGGCGACACCGGAAUCAAAGCAGUCGGAGACGGAUGUUGUUCCCGUCGCGGAAGAAACUCCGGUCAAAACGGAGGCAAACACGGAAGAAUCUCGCUCGGAAGCUGACGAGCAGGUGAAGGUGGACGAUGAAGGAAGCAGCACGCGUGUGGAAGAAACGGGUACGAGGGAGGAUAGCAAGCAGGAGGAGCAGGCCGUUAGUGAGGCAAUUGAAGAUCCCCCGGUGGUAGUGAAAGGCGAAGGCAGCGGGGCCGAAUGCGACAGUGCGUGUUGUGAGCCAAUGUUCAGUGAAGUCAUCGAGGAACCGGUGAUGUUUUUCUUUGGUGUGGGUGCCGGUGCCGAAAACGAUAUGGGCAAUACAAAGAAGCUCGAGGCAGCCACCGCACCGGAAUCGAAUGCCACCGCCAACGCCAAGGAAGGCCGUGAGGAGACGAACGAUUCCCGCACGAUAGGAUCUGCAAAGGCCGGCAAUGGUGAAACGAAGUCAGUCGUCGACGAGGAAGUGGACUUAUCGAGCAAGGUGUCACCAACCAAAGAAAAGGAAGAUAUGGCAGAGCAGCAGCAGCAGCAGCACGACAGCCAGAAAGGCGCACGGGAGGGCAAUGGGGCAGAGACAGAGGAAAGGGCGGAGGAUACAGUGCUGUCCAGCAAGCGAAGCCCAGCGGAGAAAUCUUCCCGUGCGAAGCGGAAUGACAAAUCGUCCGCUGCUGCAGCAACCGAUCCGCCGGUGGCGCUUGUGGAAAAGCCCGUCGAAAAGAGACGUGGUUCUAGGAAAAGCAAUACGCCUAAAAAGGCAUUCGAUUCGUCUGUGACGGCGUCGACGCAUCAGCUGAUGGAAACCGACGAGGAGGAUACGGGCAAGGUAAAGGUGGAGGCCGCAGUCGUUGAACAGGCGAGUGGAGCAGCAGGGGCAAAAAAUGGUGAUCACACCGUGGCUCCCUCUUCGGAGGAAAAACCUAAGAAGGAGCUGAAAAAAGAAUCGGACGUGCUGGACAGCAAAGAAACAGAGAAGCAAGUGUCGGCUACGGCGGGUUUGCAUGACAAAAAGGGAGCGAAAGCCAUCCCCAAAGACGUAGUUAAAACCGAGCCAUUGAAGGAAGAGGAUCAGAAGGAGCAGCAGGAAGCUAAGGAGGAUAAACAAGCGGUGGAGUCUACCGAUGCUUCAAAUCUUAAGCCAAGUAAGGAGGAGAAAACCGACGAAGCAAGUAAGGAAGCGACCGACGUGAAGGAAGAAAACGUUCAGCCGGAAGAUCCCGAUGCAACUGAGCCACAGGAUGGGGAAAGUCCUCCAAAACGCAAGCGUCGUCAUCGGAAUGGAUUGGUUGAUGGGCUCGACAUUUCGAUGGUGCUGGAUGCCGGCUCGGACGGGGGAAACAAUCCGCCGGUGCGCCAGUCGCGCCGCAUUGCGAUGCAGAAGAUAAAGGAGGAAACGAACCGGCGCGAAAUCGAGGACCAGAUGCUGAAGAAGAUGAAGGCGGACGCGGUGAAGAAGAAGAAGGAUCUGGGCAUGAAGCUUUCCGACGACGACUACCGGGCGGACCGCACCUCGCCCGACCACUCGUCCGACAGCAGCUCGGACGGCGGCGUCGGUGCCGAUGGGCGCCGGAGAAAGAAGAAGAAAAAGAAGAAAAAGGGCAGUCUGCAGCAGCAGCAGCAGGCGCAGCAGAAGGCGCAAUCGACCUGGAACAGUGCGUCCCCGUCGGAGAGCAGCUCGGAAACGGAGGCGGAAGAUUACUUCGCCGAGCCGUACCACUCGGAGGAGGACGUGCGGCGGGCGCACGUGCUAAAGUCGGACCACGAGUUUUCGCCCGAAUCGGAUCUGGAGACGGAGGCGCCGGCGCAGCCGCUGAAGCGCGCCCGAACGGCCCGCAAGGCGCGGCGCACGCGGGACGCGGCCGAGGAGGCGGAGGAAGAGGAGGACGACGACGACGAGGACGGGGGAGAGGAUCACGCGUGCCAGGAGUGCAAGAAGACGGACCAGCCGGAGUGGAUACUGCUGUGCGAUUCGUGUGAUAAGGGUUACCACUGUGCGUGCCUGAAGCCGGUGCUGUUCACCAUUCCCGAGGGCGACUGGUUCUGUCCGGUGUGUCUGCACCGGCAGCUGAUCGAGCGACUGCAGUCGAAGCUGGAGCUGUACGACGCGCUGCGCGCGAAGCUGGAGGCGGAAACGAAGCGACGCCUGGAGGAGGAAGCGUCCGCUCGUGAGGCCGAGCUGGCGGAGCAGGCACUGGCGAACGAGCGCGAGGAGCAGCUGAGAGCGCAGCGACGGGCCCGCCAGCAGCAGCGCCUGCUGGAGCGGGCCGAUGCGGAAGGGCGCCGGUCCGGGUCCGGCUCGGAGGAGGAAUCUUCGCGCGAUCGAAGGCGGCGCAGGCAGCGGCAUCGGGGCCGGCGGGCACCGAAGAAGCGGUCGUCCCGUUCCCGAUCCGGCGGGUCGAGCUCGAACGGGCUGGGCAGCAGUGGCGGUGGUAGUAGCAGUGACGGCAGUGGCAGCGGAAGCGACAGCAAGAGCAGCACCGACUCGGACGACAUCCCGAUCUACAAGCUGCGGCGUCGCGCAUCAGCCAAGGUGAGCUACAAGUUCAACGAGUACGACAGCUUGAUCGAUUCCGCCAUUCGGCGGGAGAUGCGCGGCUGCGAGAUCGUGGAGGAGGAUGAGGACGAAGACGACGGGCAUGGGUUCUCCAAGGGCAAGGACAUUAGCACGAUCAUAGAGGCCACUACGCGGGAGGAGCAGGCGCGGAAGAAAGCACUCCAGAAGGACGAUGAGGAGGAGGCCGAGGGCGAAGAGCGCCGCCUGAAUGGAACGCAAGAGCAGCAGGACGGCGAGCACGAGGGCAAGACUGCGCGCGCGGAAGGCAAGAGCGAGGAUGAGGAUGAGGGAGAGAAAGGCGCAGUGGGCCGGCAGGAGCGCAAAGCACCGACAGUGGCCAGCGGCCGAGCGGUGGUCAACUCCGCCGAGAAGAAGAACAAGAAGAAGAAGAAGAAACUGUGCAAGAUCGAGUUUAGCUCGGACGAUGAGGACGACGACUCGGACGAAGACUUCCGCGGGGAGGCGAGCGGUUCCGACGACGAGGAGGAGGAGGACGAUGACGAAGACGAGGAGGACGACAACUCGCUGUCGGGCGACAGCGAAAGCUCGCUGGAUACGGGCCGCGGGCGCAAAAAUCGGCUCCGGAAGCCGAGCAGCCGGGCGGCGGUGAACAAGCGUCGCCGGAUCGUCGAAAACUCGGACGACUCGGACGAGGUGGAGGAGGAGCUGCGACGUGCGAAGGCGAAAAAGUCGCGCAAAAACCGGGUGCUGGAUGACAGCGACGAGGAGCUAGAUUUGGACGACGACGACGAGGAGGACAGCGAAGACUACGACAGCGACGAUCUGUGCAGCGACACGGAGACGGAGAGCAGUCGCAGCAGCAAAAGCAGCAACAGCUCGAGCAGCAGCAGCGCACCCAGCACGGAAGGGGACUGGCGGCGCAAGAAGAAAUCCAAGUCGGGCGGCGGCGGCAAGUCGAGGCCGAAAGCGACCGCGGCCGCCGGCGGCGGCAAGCACAUCGAGCGGCCGAAGAAGGCGGAGGGCGUGCGGCCGAAAGCUGCCGCGAUCGAGUCGAGCGAAGACAGCGACGACAGUCGCGAGGAGGAUGAGGGUGGCAAGGGCGGCAAAACGAUGCCGGGUCGGAAGAAGCAGAGCAAAAAGGCGAGCGCACGCUCCAGUCCGGAUGGUGGGGGCCGGGCGGGCGAGAAGAAAACGGACCGCAAGACGCGCGGCAAAAAGAUUCACUACAUCGUGGACGAGGACUUUGAAAGCUCGGACGACGGCAUCCGGCCGGGCGUGCAGCGGCCCGAUACGCCGCCGGAGGAGCGGGAGCAGUUCAUCCGCCGGCAGGAGGAGAUCAAGCGCAUGCUGGCCGAGAACAAUGCGGCGAAGGCGAAGGAGCUAGCCACGUCCAAGAUCGACCAGCUGGUGGGCGGCCGGGCGAAGGAACCGUCGAAGGAUUCGCUCUCGGACGUGCCGAUGCAGGUGAUCGAGAGCGCCCGCAUACUGGACAUCGACUUCCUGAAGAGCACCAGCGGCAACACGGCCCGCAUCUCGACCGUCGACUCGGUGGUCGACUUUGACGACGAGCUGCCGGAAGACUUCGAUCCGGACGACGAGAUGGACGACGAAGCGCUGGCCAAGAUAAUGGAGGAGGAAGACUUUGCCCACCAUCAGCUGAAGCUGACGGCGGGCGGGGCAGCGGCCUCGCCCGGCGAUUUGCUACCGCCCGUGCCGCCGCCGCCGCCGCCAUCGUCCAAAAGCCGGCGCAAAUCGAUCGAUCCGGACGAGUUCCUGCUGCAGCAGCAGCGAGCGGCGGCGGCAGCAGCAGGACGUCCGCUGGAUGCGCGUAAAGAUCCGGCGCAUCCGGCGGCACACUUGCCUUUGCCGGUCAAUCUUGCUUCCUCGUCGGCGAUGCCGCCCCAUCCUCCUCAUCCCCACGCUUCGGUGCAGAGCAGCCCCAUCAAGGCCUUACUGAAAUCGACCACGGGCAUCCCGACGUCCACCAUCAUGCCGCCGAUCGGGUCCGCCCACGGUGGCAGCACGAUACUGGCCAAUGCGCUACAAACGUUGCCUCCGCCACCGCUGCUGAAGGACGCUCAUCCCGGCGGCCGGCCGGAAGUGCUAAUGCGCGGCGGACCACCACCUCCACAUUCGCUACCACCCUCCGGUGGCCCUCACUCACAUCACAAGCCGGAACAACUGGCGCACCUGAUGGCGGCGGGACUCGGUGGCGGUCUCCCGUUGUCGCUGGCUAAGGGUGUUCCGUUGCCACCGCACCACGCCGGGCACCGGUUGCCACCGGGUGGGUUAGCAUUGCCGCCCAGCAUGCUCGGACACGUUCCCCAUCCUUCUCACGGGGCGAACUUGGGCUUGCACGCGAAACCGGGAGCCGGUGGUCCGGGCGGAGUGAUUACUAACGCCAGCAUUGCAGCGGCCGUUGCUUCCGCCGCCAGUAUCGGUGCUUCCGGGCCACCCAGUAUGGCACAGACGCCUCCACCCGCGUCACCGACAGCCGCCGCCGGUCCAGUGCCGAGAAUGCCGGUCGGUGCAACGCCUCCAUCUGCGGCCACCAGUGCCGAGCGACGGCCGGGUCGACGAAAGAAAAUUACCCCCCUGCGGGAGGACCUGAAACGAAAGGGAGCGGCACCGGGAGCGGGUGGUGGGGCGGCCGAUCAACCGACGGCGGCCCAUCAGGAACAGCAUCAGCGGCCACCGCCCCAGCAUCCCUCGCUACAUCACGGGCAUAUGGCAAGAUUGCCACCAGCACCACUACCACCACCACCAACUUCGAUGGCUCCUUCAUCGACCGCCGGACCACCGGUAGGACUAAGGCCCUCAAUACCACCGGUUACCACCAGCCAUAGCUCAAUGCAUCAAAACGCCACGGCCAUUGCAACGGCUGCCGCGGCCGCGGCCGCAGCCGCUGCGGCACAGCAGCUGGCACUCAAAGUACAUUCCCGGCCGCCCGUGGAUGGCGGUGGCAGUACCGGCGCAGGCAUGCACGUGAACGAACCUCCGCUGUCCGUACCAUCGUCCGUAGCACACUUGUCGUAUUUCAGGUCAGAGAAUCCGCUCUUUGCGCAUCGUCUCGGGCCCUUGCCAAGCAGUAUUCUUUCUUCCGGCAGCAGCAGCCUGCAGCGGAUUGCGGCCAUCAGCGGGGCCGCUCCGCCGACAGUGUUUGGCGAUCCGGCCGCGUAUAACGGCGGCUGGAAACCGUCGCCGCCUGCCCCGGCGGGUACCAAGCCGAAAGCGUCCGGCGGUCCACCACCGCCGCCCGGCAUGAUGGUGGGUCCACCGUCCGUUGGUUCGUUGGAACAUUAUCAUGAAUACAACCCCGGCAACCAUCACUACAACCCGUACUACAACGUUCUGGAUCGGGCUGGCCAUCUGAGGCCGCCACCCACGAUCAGCGAACUGCACCGCACCAGCAAUCUGUCGCCCACCACGUUUACCACACUGCAGCCGCUCGAGUUUCCGCACGUACCGAAGGCGGCCAGCGAAAACCACCAUCACCAGCUGCAGCAUCAUCAUCACCAUCACAGCGCCACACCCUCGCCUUCGGCAGCCUCAUCGGCGGGAGGCGACGACGGUCCGAGCAGAGACCCGUCACAUGGUGCCGGGUCGGCCGGGCCACCACCACCGGCUCACGCAUCAUCGGCGUCCGCGAGCUCCUCGGUGGCGGAAAAUCACCCAACGCCGGUUGCCGCCGCAGCACCGUCUCCGCAAUCACCAGCGAGCGACUCGGCGGCGUCGGGAGCGGGAACGGCCGCCUCAUCGCUGGUGGCACCCUCCGCAAGCGCUAGCACACCCGCGGCCUCGUCGUCCAGCACGAGUACCAGCGUGUUUGGUGAGCUAGUGAGCUACUUCAGUUCGCAGCAGGAUGAUUUAGACUCGUAAUCUAUUUAAUUGACAGCAAACAAAAUAACGACAUAUUUGUGCGCGAUAAUGUAAUUUGUAAUCUGUCCCUCUCCUGCCUCUCGCCCACACUCCCUCAAAUCCACCCUUUCCCUUCCCACAUCCAAAAAGUAAUGCUUAACUUAUAGGUGCACUCCCCUGCCACACCGCCAAAAGAAGGCCACAUUUUAUUAGAAACCCUCUUUGUCUACUCCCUCUGCGCACUGCCCUGCCACAGAGGGUUGUCAUCCCGGUUUUUUACGUUCCAUUUAACGUAGCGUUUUAUUUUUUAAAAGAAUACCUUUUGGCCCAUGUUUAUAUACGGUGCGGUGCAGGGGAGAUUGCUAGAUGCAGAUAUAUUUGAUUGUAAUAAGAAAUAAAAGAUAUACUCACAAGAAGAUGCAGUGCAGAGAAGGAGGAGGAAGCUGGCCACAUUUAGCGGUGGGCACAUAGUUUGUCAAGCGAAAAUGCUAAUGAAUUAGAGGAAACAAUAAGUGUGCUUGUGUGUUGGGUUUUAUUUGAGGUGUUUUAUCGAACCUUUCAUUCGGGAUUGGUCGGAUUUAGGUUCUCCAGGUGCGAUGAACGAUGGUUUAUAUUGGUUUCUUCCACCUUCCUGUGCGUUGAUUUCAUCUUUUCUAACCAAAUUUGUAAACUAAUAUACACGGGACCGUUUUCCGAAUACAUAAUUGGAACGCAAGAACCGUCUUCCUUGGUAUGGGUUAGUUUUUCUCUUGGCUUUUUCUCCAUUUGGUAAAAUUUAAAAACACAUCUGUAAACUUACGAUACUUUUUGGACAGUGUGUUUGAAAAGCCUGCUCUGCGCUGCAUGCCCGAGUUGAAUCAUUUGAAAUGAACCGUCAAUUUGAAAAUCCAAAUCACCUUUGGUCGCAUUUCCAGGUCGCACAAUUUGACAGCUGCGGAUUCAAAUGAGAAUUGAUCGUAGUAAAACAGAAUAAUUAAAGAACCAAAUAUGUGCUUCGCUAUAUAAGCGACUUUGAAUUUUAUAUAAAACCCAACAAUUACUGCAAAUAAAGCUUAUAUGAGCAUAUAAGCACACAACGCAUAGAAUUGUUGCCGUCCAGGUUGUCAGAAUCACAACCAUUUGUUUUUGGAGCGCCCAACUUGUACCAACCGCUCCGUAAAACGGGCUGACGUUUGUCAUUGCUUUUGCUUCCAUUUUGCACCGGCAGAGCGCGCUGGCGUAUUUUUCCUGCACAGCGAGAAGUAAGGAAAAAAACUGGGUCUCUACGACACACAUCAUCUCUCUCGCACGGAUUUUCGUUUCGUGGUGUCGUCGAGCAAAUAAUCUUUGCCCGUCGCGGUCCGCAGCGUCACGGAAAAGUACCAGCCAAAGGGGCCAAGAACGCAGUAGCUGGCACAGCGACGAGCCGUCGGGCAGGCCGCAGACCAUAACACCUCGAAUCACGCACGGCCGAAACUACUCCCCCAGACACAUCGCAGAAGGGGACACCCGUAAUCAACAACAGCCCCAGAACCACCAGUGCUGGGACAGCGAACAAUUUGUGUGUUUGUGCAUGUGAGUGUGUAUGUGUGUGU
This is a messenger RNA of Anopheles coluzzii, 9949 nucleotides long. RefSeq lists its product as uncharacterized. The transcript is spliced from 8 exons. Bases 807 to 8396 code for a protein of 2529 amino acids. NCBI's taxonomy places the organism in Eukaryota, Metazoa, Arthropoda, Insecta, Diptera, Culicidae. Gene Ontology annotation, biological process: regulation of DNA-templated transcription. The record is from RefSeq and is a predicted model, not a curated record. Gene Ontology annotation, cellular component: RSF complex.